ACACGUAGGUGGUCGUCAGUACCUUUCACUUAAUAUUGCACAACAUUUUACAAGAAUAGACGGAUACUCACCACUUUAUAUUGGACGGGAGAUGAUUAUUCCUUCAGCCACGGCCUGGCCUAUCCCCCACGACGCCCCUUACAAGCCAACUCUCGACUGGUACAUCAUGGCUAUCACUGAAGCUGGUCUGUAUGAGCAGUGGAGGAAAGAACAGUUGUUAGACGUUCAACGUGAGAGUCGUAUAAGACAGCGAAAGGAACUGAAAAAAAAUCAACAAAUUAAAGAUCCCAUUAUAGGAGAGUCUGGCGAUAGCAGCAUCAAAGCCCUCACCCUCGUACACAUGCAAGGGCCUCUACUGCUUCUCCUUCUGGGACUUAUUGCUGCUGGAGUCAUCUUUGUGAUAGAGAAAGUGACAGCGAGGUUCUCUGAUAAAAUUAAAACACAAAAUUGAGAAACUCACAAUCAUCUACCAUUAUCUAACAUAGUACAUCCAGGACCCCACGACAGCCAAAUAUACGGGAUAUGGACAAGGGGGCAGAGAUAUAUUUGUGCCGUCACGUAUAUUAUUAAUAAGAAAUUAAUUCAGAGAGAGUUUGUAAGAAAUUAUUAUCUUUACGUAAUGAAAUAGACCGAUGAAAAAUAUUACUUUAAACUAAUAAUAACUCGAAAUUUAAAGACGUAAGUUAUAGAUCAGUUCGUCCUCGACAGUUAGGUGAUCGCUGGGAGGAUUCGAUCAUCCGGGCUAACAGGCUCAUCUUAAUGUACGAUCUAGUGAUUAAUUAUAAUGUCGAAGCAUCUUUGAUGAUACGAUUCACAAGGAGUUUUUGACACUAGAAACCAAGUGUUACAGGUAAAUACAGAAUAUAUGUGAUGUUAUUAACAAGUUUGGUCAUUUAAAAGAAGAUUGACAAGAUAAUAAAGAUAUGUAAUGUG
Molecule: messenger RNA, 933 nt
Organism: Homarus americanus (American lobster)
Lineage: Eukaryota; Metazoa; Arthropoda; Malacostraca; Decapoda; Nephropidae
Exons: 2
Coding region: 92-451 (119 amino acids)
Source: RefSeq, a predicted model, not a curated record